AUGGGAGACAAGGUGGCUCUGCGCUCGCUCGACGACUACGAGUUUCGUGAAUACGAGGACGGCGAUAACCUAUUUCUCGUGGAAGAUGAAUUUGCCCCUGUGGAUUGUGAAAUAUUUCGUUGUUGGGUCGCAGUGGACACCACAAAACAAAUGGUCGUCGCCAUGUUGGAUAUGUCUAUUCCUAAGGCCAGUUUGGCAUAUGAAGUCGAAAAAGCGAUCAAAGAUAAACGGCCGAGUGGGUGCAAGCAUCCGGGUGGGGCCAUCGGCGCCAUGUACAAGUUGGUGGUCGCUGAGAAAUGGAAGAAGGCAGGGCUUGAGGCUGGACUUCUAUCGAAGACCUUCCAAGACCUUCCUAAAGUCAAGCCGAACUGGGAUGUCGUCUACGUCUGGGCGAACCCUGCGGAUGGUCCUCGAAUCGCCCUGUAUAAAGAAGCUAAGUUUAUUAAAAUAUUGGACAACCAGGGAGCAAGUAAGCUUCAAGCUUAUGCCCGCUACAACAAAUGA
Perkinsus marinus ATCC 50983 is the source of this 504-nucleotide messenger RNA. RefSeq lists its product as hypothetical. The transcript is spliced from 6 exons. The record is from RefSeq and is a predicted model, not a curated record. The coding region runs from base 1 to 504 and encodes 167 amino acids. NCBI's taxonomy places the organism in Eukaryota, Perkinsozoa, Perkinsida, Perkinsidae.